Messenger RNA from Candoia aspera, 2043 nucleotides. RefSeq names its product vomeronasal type-2 receptor 26-like. The coding region runs from base 1 to 2043 and encodes 680 amino acids. Gene Ontology annotation, cellular component: plasma membrane. Gene Ontology annotation, biological process: G protein-coupled receptor signaling pathway. The record is from RefSeq and is a predicted model, not a curated record. The transcript has 4 exons. NCBI's taxonomy places the organism in Eukaryota, Metazoa, Chordata, Lepidosauria, Squamata, Candoiidae. Gene Ontology annotation, molecular function: G protein-coupled receptor activity.
AUGGUCUCCAAUGAAGGUCAUCAGUAUACAGGGAUUAUCUACUUACUUAAACAUUUUGGGUGGACCUGGGUUGGCCUGUUGGCUGGAGAUGAUGAAAGCGGAGAACGUUUCCUGGAAAAGCUGGAGUCGUUAUUCCUUUGGAAUGAAAUUUGUUCAGCCUUUGUACAAAGAAUGCCAGUUGAUAGCCGGUUCCCUGAACUCGAAGAACUGAACAUUAUUUCUGCAAAUAUCAAUGCUUUCUACUCAGAUCCGAACGUUAGGACCCUUGUUGUCUAUGGUGAAACUUUAACUAUUAUGUGGCUAAGCACUGCGUUAUUUUUGGCUGGUACUAACUAUACGGAAAAGGUGUGGAUUAUGACAGGCCAGAUUGAUUUUGCUGCAACAGCUAUGUCAAAGGAUUGGAAAUUUGAAAUAUUCCAAGGUACCCUUCUUUUCGCAAUCCACUCCAGUGAAUGUGAAGAGUUUCAGAUCUACCUUCAGAAUAUAAAACCAGAAAAAGCACAACCUGAUGACUUUUUCAAAGAGUUCUGGUCACAAGCCUUUGGUUGCUUAGUUCCAGCUCCUGAGAACCUAAUAGAGACUCACAGACUUUGUAGUGGAACAGAGUCCUUGAGUGAUCUACCAGGGGUUCUGUUUGAAAUGGUCAUGACUGGCCAUAGCUACAGCAUCUACAAUGCAGUCCUUGCUGUAGCCCAUGCGUUACACAGCAUGGAUUUAUCUAGACCAAAACACAACGCUGUCAGGAGUACAAAACAUCUGGAAGAUAUAAAUCCUUGGCAGCUCUACCGCUUCCUUCAGACCAUUUCGUUUAACAACACAGAUGGAGAAACGGUGUCCUUUAAUGAUAAUAAGGAGAUGGGAUCUGGAUUCGACAUAAUAAACAUGUUCAUUUCCUCUAACAACUCCUUCCACAAAGUGAAGGUUGGAAGGGUGGGGACCAAGGAUUCUCAAGGAAAGAAAUUAGUCAUUGAGGAUGACAAGAUUAAAUGGCAUGGAAGCAUCAACCAAGCCCCUCCCCUUUCCCUGUGUAAUGAUUACUGCCAGCCUGGCUAUCAAAAGAGAAAAGAAGAAGGAAAGAAGUUUUGCUGCUACACUUGUGAUCAGUGCCCAGAAGGGAAGAUUUCCAACAAAAGAGAUACAGAAGAUUGCUUCAAAUGUCCAGAUGAUCAGUAUCCAAACCAGGAACAAGAUCAAUGUUUUCCCAAAAUCGUAGUUUAUUUGUCCUAUGAAGAACCUCUGGGCAUCUCUUUAGCUUCAGUCUCCACCUUCUUUUUCUCAGUCACAGUUCUGGUAUUAAAAAUAUUCCACCUGCAUAAAGAUAGUCCCAUAGUCAAAGCCAACAAUCGGGACCUCACCUAUGCUCUCCUCAUCUCUCUUCUGCUCUGCUUCUUCUCACCUUUCCUAUUCCUUGGUAAGCCCGGGGUACUGACUUGCUUCCUCCGGCAACCGGCCUUUGGCAUCAUCUUCUCACUGGCUGUUUCCUGUGUGUUGGCUAAAACCAUCACAGUGGUGGUAGCUUUCAUGGCCACCAAGCCAGGAUCCAGUAUGAGGAAGUGGGUGGGGAAGAGGCUCACCAGUUGCGUUGUCCUUUCUGGCUCUUCCGUCCCAGUGGUCAUCUGUGCUGUAUGGCUAGCAAUCUCUCCCCCGUUCCCCAAUUUGGACAUGGACUCGCUGACCACUGAGAUAGUAGCAGAGUGUAACGAAGGCUCUGCUGCUAUGUUUUAUCUAGUCUUAGGCUACAUGGGGCUUCUGUCCAUCGUCAGCUUCAGUGUUGCUUUUCUAGCUAGGAAGUUGCCAGAUAGUUUCAAUGAAGCCAAAUUCAUCACCUUCAGCAUGCUGGUCUUCACCAGUGUUUGGUUGUCCUUUGUGCCAACCUACCUCAGCACCAAAGGGAAAUACAUGGUAGCUGUGGAGAUCUUCUCCAUCUUGGCUUCCAGUGCUGGGCUGUUGGGAUGCAUCUUUUUCCCCAAAUGUUUCAUAAUUGUGCUAAAGCCUGAGCUGAACAACAAGGAGCAGCUCAUGAGAAGAAAGAGUGCACUAUGA